Messenger RNA from Homalodisca vitripennis (glassy-winged sharpshooter), 906 nucleotides. RefSeq names its product putative gustatory receptor 28b. The coding region runs from base 1 to 906 and encodes 301 amino acids. The record is from RefSeq and is a predicted model, not a curated record. Gene Ontology annotation, cellular component: axon; neuronal cell body; dendrite. NCBI's taxonomy places the organism in Eukaryota, Metazoa, Arthropoda, Insecta, Hemiptera, Cicadellidae. The transcript is spliced from 5 exons. Gene Ontology annotation, biological process: sensory perception of taste.
AUGGUUCUAGACAUGAUGGGUCUGCAAAUUGUGGCAGCUUCCACAUUCUUCAGCGGCACAUGGAAGUACUCGAGGAUAGUUGACGUCUUUGGCAAACUAGACCGAAUCUAUCGAGACCUUCAGUACAAGAACAGAGAGAUCAAGAUCCAAGUAAAGGUCAUCGUAGUCUCCAUCGUAAUGGCUUUGCUGUAUUUGGCCAACAUCGCAAACAUCGUAGUGAACAAUGCGGUAGACUUCUCGGUGUUGAAUUCUGUCACCUUUCUAUUGCUGGACUGCACUCGACUUGCCUUUCUCUUACACUUCACUCAUGUAACUGAAAGUAUCAUUAUGGGAUUCACGACUAUUAGUAACAAGAUGAGAGAGGAGAUCAUCUGCAACUUAAUAGAACGAACGGUGAUGCAGCGCAGCUUGGGCACUACGGUAUAUAAGAUCAAGAAAAUGAAGUCACUGAUGAACACCUACUGGAUGUUGUGUGACGCAGUACACCAGGCUAAUGACUUCUACUGCGAUCAGCUGAUGGCCGUUAUGUUCUCCUUGUUUGUUCACGUCACGAUCACGUCCUACUUCUUCUUCUUGUAUGUAAGAUCUGGUUACGUGUUCGCCUUCACUAUGGAUGCAGUCUGGGUCCUGGUUCUCAUCUGCUAUGCGAUUCUGGUUGCGAAUUCAAGCACGGAUAUCACUAACUCGGCCGACAAUACUGCGGUGAUGAUUUGCAAGUUGAUAAACAAAGAUCUGGAUCCGAGUUUUAGGAAACAGCUUGAAGGGUUCCUACUGCAGUUGCCUCACCACAAUGCAAGAUUCUCUGCUCGUGGAUUUUUCCAGAUCCAUAAUGAGACCCUCAUAUCAAUGGCUGGAGCGGUGACAACUUACCUGGUGAUACUGAUCCAGUUCCAGACUGAGAAUUAA